Molecule: messenger RNA, 864 nt
Organism: Durotheca rogersii
Lineage: Eukaryota; Fungi; Ascomycota; Sordariomycetes; Xylariales; Xylariaceae
Exons: 1
Coding region: 240-728 (162 amino acids)
Source: RefSeq, a predicted model, not a curated record
ACAAAGUAUAACUUAGGCGUAUGGUUUGGCACCAGCUUGUAGGUAUCCAAUUCGAUCCCUGCCUUUUGUAAGCCGUAGCUUGGAGGUACCAGCUCCGGUACUUAGGUGAGGACUGGCUAGGUGGACAGAGCCAGGUACCUGUCUCAUGUGCGCACCUACGAGUAUACGCCUCGCGCCUGCCGUCCACGUCCAUCCCCAGAUCCGACUGCCAUUGCUCUUUCCGUAGACGGCCGCCUUCCAUGCCUGCCGCCUCCAGCUCUUGUCUCUGCUGGUCCCGGACCUGUUCUGUUGCUCGAAACGUCCCAAUGCGACUCUGUCACCAGUCUUGUCCUCCCGCUUCUCUUCUGCCUCCUCCUCUACCACGUCCACCAACCUCUGUCUUUGCAACCCUGCUUCGGCGGCUAUCCCUCUGGUCCUAUACUUCGGAUCCUCUGUUUCUACUUCGGCUCCACAUCCUCCACGCGCAGAUCUACUUACAUCCAGGUUGUACGCAAUCCGCUUCACACACACACGCGCACGCACCACUCCCCAGACCCAUGUUCCAUAGAUCCCGCAUCAUCGCACGUUUGUUCCCCCCCCCCCUCCGCCCCUCCUUCUCCUCCCCACUUACAGCAUCCCCAAAGUCCCAUGUUUCCUCUCUGGCUUGUUUUUGGGGAACCCUAGCUCUCGUGGCUCAAAGGAUCGGCCUUGAGUUGCCGCGCUGUAGACUCUAUAUCUUACCUCUUUGACCUCCCGGCUUAAGUCACCCUUGCGUGGCGGACUCCAUUGUUCAUUUACUGUUUAAAGUCCUCUUGCUACGCCUUCGUCACACCCUACACCUACUCCUCUUCCCCCCCCCUCUCGUUUCGCUUAUCGGUUUUUCGG